Molecule: messenger RNA, 2096 nt
Organism: Rotaria sp. Silwood2
Lineage: Eukaryota; Metazoa; Rotifera; Eurotatoria; Philodinida; Philodinidae
Source: the annotation of a GenBank genome assembly
AAAACACUUAUUUCUUUUUGUUUAGAUCGAUCAGUUUAUGAAAUUCAAAGAAAAUUAUUUUCCUCUAAUUUUCUUUUUUAUUUGUGUUACAAGCGUGUAUAACUAUUUGUUGUUUUUUUGUGGUUUUUAUCAAUAAAUAAAUAAAUAAAUAAAUAUAUGCAUUACUCACGUCAAAUACUUUCUUUAAAAGAUCAAGUAUAUAGAGGCUAAAACCGGGUCAAAUCAGGCAUGAAACGCUCCACGGAGCUACAAAAAAUCGUAUACGAUUCAUUUAAGAUCCUAUACUAUCUGACAUAAAGAUCAUACAAGAAUCGUACUGUAGGAUUUUAUCAGAAAUGGUGGCUUUAAGAUUAUCUUACAGAAUCUUACAAGAUCGUAUACGAUUUUCGUAUGAUCUUAUAUGUUUAUACAAGAUCUUACAAUAAGUUCUUGCAUGAUCAUGUAGGAAUCGUAUAAGAUCUGACGGUCAGAUUCUUCCACCUGGGAUGUGAUGUUUUAAAACUACUUUAAUGAUGCACAUGACCCAUUCAUUUGAAUAAUAGUAUGAAAUAUGCCACAAUAUGAGUUCUCGCUACAAGAGGAUUGUUGAAAUUAUGAUUACCUUCAAUAUUUCAAAAGCAUCUUUUUCUAGCCACACCCGAAAUACGAAAUGGUUACUUGUCAAUCAUCAGGAGGAUUUAUUUAGAUGAUGAGCUGAAAUAAUUGGCCCUUAGUUUCUUUUAUUAAAAAAAACUCGUUCUAUGAUGUGAAUAUAUUCAGUGUAUGUUAACAUAAAAAUCAUUUACAAUACGAAAAAGAUCUGCAAAACAAAUCUUGUAAAAAAUACCCACAUCUAUCGAUUUUCAGCUUACUUCGUUCAAGUGUUUUACUGCAUGUAGUUCUUUAUCAGCAUUUAGAUUGUUAUUAUUAUUAUUUAACAAAACCGAAUCAUAUUCAAUCUUAAGAAUUAUUAAUUUCAACUCAUUCAGUCGAAAUAGUUGAUGCUGAGUUAAGGUUUCUUUUUGUUUUGGAUUGAGAUUAGAAACAAUAUGUAACAAGAAAGAACGAAACAAGAUUCUAUCUUUAUUGAUGGAGAACUUUCAUGAAUUAUUUUCUUUUUAAAAAGAAAUCAAUACGUUUAAUAAAAUUCUCCAAUAGAAUUAUUUUCUGAAAUAAUAUUCCUUUGUUUUGAACCAAUUAACAUUACAUAAAUAUCAACAUUUCAUUUAAUAACUGAUUCAUGUAAAUCUAUUUCUAAAAAGAAACAAAAAAUAACAACAAUAAACUUUUCUUUUAUUCUUAAUAGUUGUCCAUACAAAUAUCCAUCAGCAUUUUUUUUAAAAAUUUUUAAUUGAAAAAUUAUUUGUUUAACUUUUCGAAAAAUGUUUGAACACAUUCAUUUGGAUUAUUGUUGGUAAUUUUGAUUAAACCAAUAAUAAAUUCCGUAAUAACCAUUUGACGACUGAUAGUUUCCACCACAGGAUAAUGCUAAAAUUAUUUUUUUUUUCGAUAAAUUUUUAAAAUAAAAUAAAAUCUUUUUGCGCCAUUAAUAUCUUUAUCUAUACACCAUGAAGCUAAAGAAUUGAUUGUUUCUUCCGAAAUUAAUGUAAGAUUUUCUUUAAAAAAUUCUUCUGAAUUCUUAUCAUCAUGAUUAAAAAAAUUAUUAUUGCUAUUAUGGCUAUAUACUACAGAAAACAAAAAUUAAUAUUCGUUGCACUAAAGUAUUGCCUUUACCUAUUUUAGACAAUUCAUUAGAUAUUUAGAUUUUAGAAACUAAAGGUUUACCUGUAAAGAAAAAAUAUUAUGUUAAAAAAUUUCUUGAUGAUGAUAUUUAUGGUAAAACAACAACCACAUCAUUAACCCGUAUUGCUCAAUCUCUUUUAUUUUCUACAUCAUUUCUUGUUGAUAUUGUUCAAGCAGAAAUUUUAUCAACAUCUUCGAAUACAUUCACAUUUCGCGGAAAUUCUAUCGAAACUAAAUCUAUGGAAGCUAAUAUGAAAUUAAUUGGUGAAACAUUAACAUGUUUUGUAACAGAUGUUGUUUCAUCAAAAAAUUUCAAUGAUAUUAAUUUAAAAGUUGAUUCCGAUCAGAUAUCAAAUUUACAAAAUUUAGAAUGA